AUGCUUAUAUCUACCUGGCUUUUGAUGGCCAUUUCAUCCGCAUCGACCCUCCCAAAAUGGAUUGCCGAGGACAGCUAUAUUCUCAAUCAGAUAGACGAAGAUAAGAUAGAGAUAGAUAACAUACUAAAGUCUCCCACCCACUUCAAAGACUUGCCACCGAUCCUUAAGCUGCCUAAGAGCCACGAGAAGACUCUAAAAGAGGGGGAGAUACCGCAAUAUGUGAUCGAUUAUGCCCCUUUUGUACAUCUCUACUCAGAGGAGAGGUACUUGCCCUACGAUAUCAAGGAGUAUGUCACCCAUUUCCACGCUACUCACAAGAACGGUACAAUUAUUCCCGGUACCGAUAAUGGCAGGCUAAACAUCACAUCGUUAAGUAAACUUCCGAAGCGCCCGGCCGUUUAUCUCACGGCAGACGAGGACUUCGAUACUGACCCUGACUGGAUCACGGGUGUAAAGAACAAGCCAAACUUGGUGAAUGGCGAAAUCAAGGAUGCACCAGCCACUUUGAUCAUUGUGGACAAAGGAAAUGGCUGGGUGGAUGCAUUCUGGUUUUAUUUCUACUCGUUCAACCUUGGCCCAUUCGUUAUGGGGCUGGGCCCUUACGGAAACCAUGUGGGUGACUGGGAACAUUCAUUGGUAAGAUUUUACAAGGGCAAGCCCGUGAUAGUUUGGAUGUCGGCUCACGGCGGAGGUGGCGCCUACUACUACAAGCACCUUGAGAAGUAUGAGCUCGACCCGAAGCACCCCAUCAUAUUCUCAGCCAGAGGCACUCAUGCAAACUACGUCUCAGUAGGUACUCAUCCUCACGAUUUGCCAUACGAAAUCUUGUGUGAUUUUACUGACAGAGGUCCAUUGUGGAAUCCUACCAAGAAUUACUUGGCCUACUCGUACGAUGGCAAAUUCGUUUACCCCGCCGAAUACAACACCAACGCUAAGCAUCGGGGUAGAGAGGCUACUUACGGUGAUUGGUUGACCUUUACAGGCCACUGGGGCGACAAGAAACUCGCGAACGACGACCCAAGGCAAAGCCAUUCUCUCAUCGGAGGUUUCAAGUAUAUCGAUGGACCCAAGGGCCCAUUGAAGAAAAACUUAUUGCGUAUCAUUCCAUGUGAGAGACACAAAUGGUGGAAUUUCUGGAAUGGUUGCAACGUGAGAGAGAACAUCAAAUGGGGAAUCGGUGUGGAGAGUGAAGGUUAUAAUUGUGGCAAUAUGUUUGUCAACACGAGGCCUAGGUGGCUCAAAAAGAUUUUGCAACAAGUAACAUGGGGCGGUGGAUUUUGCUUUUUUGUGGAUUUGAUUUACGGAUAG
Messenger RNA from Candidozyma duobushaemuli, 1308 nucleotides. RefSeq lists its product as uncharacterized. Bases 1 to 1308 code for a protein of 435 amino acids. The transcript has a single exon. The record is from RefSeq and is a predicted model, not a curated record. NCBI's taxonomy places the organism in Eukaryota, Fungi, Ascomycota, Pichiomycetes, Serinales, Metschnikowiaceae.